Molecule: messenger RNA, 2160 nt
Organism: Oryctolagus cuniculus (rabbit)
Lineage: Eukaryota; Metazoa; Chordata; Mammalia; Lagomorpha; Leporidae
Source: RefSeq, a predicted model, not a curated record
AUGGGCACCCACGCCCUCCAUGGUUGCCAAGGUUACCGAGUUUGUGGCAUCUCCAGAGAGUACUCACUUCUCCGGUACUCUGGCCCUGUUGAUUAUGAUGCCCUAUUGCAGAUAGAAUAUCUGGAAAUGGUGGUGAAUGAAACUCUCAGAUUAUUCCCAACAUAUAGCAGACUCGAGAGGAGCUGUGAGAAAGAUAUUGAAGUGAAUGGGGUAUUCAUCCCCAAAGGGACAUUAGUGAAAGUAUUGAUGGUCCUUCACCGAGACCCAAAAUACUGGACAGCGCCUGAGAAGUUCUGCCCUGAAAGGUUCAAGAAGAAUGAGGACAGCGUAGAGCCUUAUACAUACCUUCCAUUUGGAGCUGGACCCCGUAACUGCAUCGGCGUGAGGUUUGCUCUCAUGACAUUGAAAGCUGCUGUUGUCAGAGUCCUGCAGAACUUCUUCAAACCUUGCAAAGAAAUACAGAUCCCCAUGAAAUUAGGCCAUAGACUUCAUUAUGGACCAGAAAAACCCAUAGUUCUAAAGGCUUGUAUAAGAUGGAUCAUACAUGAAACCUAACAUUUCUUUGAGGCUGUGCUUUGUUCUUCAAGGAAGCUGUAUCCAGAAAAACAAAUACUUCCAUUCACUUUGUGACUAAAUCACAGAUGAGGAUAAGCUCAACGUACUUCACUUGAUGAAAGAUCGGAGAUUUGGUACAUUCACUGAGCUUGGUUGGUUGAGGUGUAGAGUGUUACUUAUUGUGUACUAUAAAAGAGUUGACUAAAUUUAUGCCACAUAUGUAGAAUGGCUUCUCUGAUUCUCAUAGGAUGAUUUGCAAUCAUGUUCAGUUAGCACCUUCAACAUAUACAGUGAAUAAAUAUUUCUCAACAAUUUUAACAAUCGUACUGAUAAUUAAAAUUAUUGUGAUGACUUUUAGUAGUGAUAUUUAUAUCAAAUGUUUAUGUGUAAUAUAGUAUUAUUCUGAGAAAAACAAUGGAACAGAAUAAAGCUCCAGAAGUUAAUUCAUACAUCUACAACUACAUCUUUAACAAACAGGCUGAAUGAAAAUCAAUCCAUGGAGAAAGAAUGGGAAGUCCAAGUACAGGAGGCACAUAGACCUCCUAAUAGACAUGAAAAGAUCCUCACCACAACACAUUGUAGUCAGACUUUCAACAGUAAAACAUAAAGAAAGGAUUACAAAUGUGCAUGAGAGAAAUGCCAAAUUACUUUCAGAGGAUCUCCAAUUAGACUUACAGCUGACCUCUUAUGAGAAACCCUACAGCCUAGGAGAGAAUGAAGAGACAUAGCACAACUCUUAAGAGAAAAAAAUUAGUGAACCCAGAAUACAGUACCAUACAAGGUUCACAUUUAUGAAUGAAGGUGAAAUAAAGACCUUCCAUAACAAACAAAUUGAAAAUAAUUUGCCACCACUCACCCAGCCUUACAAAAGCUGCUUAAUGAUGUGCUACACACAGAAACACAGAAAGAUAGUUGGUAAACUCAAAAGACUUCCAUAGCCUUGGCAACUCAUGACAAGAGCCUAGGGUGAUUACUGAUGCCAUAAACAAAAGUGUCAAUUUAUUAAGUCAACAACAGGAGUCACUGUGCACUUACUCCUCAUGUAGGAUCUCUGUCUUUAAUGUUCUGUACAUUGUGAUUUAAUGCUAUAACUAGUACUAAAACAGUAUUUUUCACUUUGUGUUUCUAUGUGGGUGCAAACUGUUGAAAUCUUUACUUAAUAUGGGCCGGCGCCGUGGCUCAAUAGGCUAAUCCUCCACCUUGCGGCGCCGGCACACCGGGUUCUAGUCCCGGUCGGGGCGCCGGAUUCUGUCCCGGUUGCCCCUCUUCCAGGCCAGCUCUCUGCUAUGGCCAGGGAGUGCAGUGGAGGAUGGCCCAGGUGCUUGGGCCCUGCACCCCAUGGGAGACCAGGAAAAGCACCUGGCUCCUGGCUCCUGCCAUCGGAUCAGCGCGGUGCGCCGGCUGCAGCGGCGGCCAUUGGAGGGUGAUCCAACGGCAAAGGAAGACCUUUCUCUCUCUGUCUCUCUCUCUCUCACUGUCCACUAUGCCUGUCAAAAAAAAAAAAAAAAGAAAUCUUUACUUAAUAUAUGCUAAACUGAUCUUCUGUAUAUAAAGAGAAUUGAAAAUGAAUCUUGAUGUGAAUGAAAGGGGAGAAGGAGCAGGAGA